Molecule: messenger RNA, 498 nt
Organism: Dictyostelium purpureum
Lineage: Eukaryota; Evosea; Eumycetozoa; Dictyosteliales; Dictyosteliaceae
Exons: 2
Biological process (GO): sexual reproduction
Source: RefSeq, a predicted model, not a curated record
ACAGUUUAUUCAAAUUAUAAUAAAAAUUUAAAACAAUUUGAAUUUGAGUUUAACAUUCCUAUGAAUAUUAAAACAGGAAAUGUCAGUUAUUUUAUUACACUGGAUUCUAGAGAUAAUGUUAACUAUUUUAGCUUUUCUUUGCCAAUAGAAUACCAAUUACGAAUUAAAGAGUCCAAAAAUAUUGAUUUAUUUGGGCCAGUAGUUACCAAUGUUAAAACUAUUCCAAGUAUAGCAGGUAAAGAUAAAUUAAAAACCGGUUAUACAUUGGAGAUAAAAGAUAACUCAAAUGGAUUUAAAUAUGGAUAUAUUAUAGUCAAAGGUUCAAAUGACAUGACUGAAAGAAAUAUAACAAUAGAUUCAUCAAAUUUAUUUAUUGGUACCGUUUAUAGAGGGGUUUAUUCAGUAUAUUUUGAAUAUGACAUUCCAUGUAUCACCCAAACAUUUUCAAUUGUUUAUGCAUAUUUUGAAGAUACACAAGGUUAUUUUACAGAAUUCAAU